UAAAAACCGCUUGUUCGAACACUGAGUUGUCGCGGAGCACUUGUCCACGACGUAUCACGUAAAUAAUUGGAUAAUUCAUUUUGGAUAUUUUUUUUAUUUUUUUUUCAUUCAUUUUUUUUCACAAUAUAUAUCCUUAAAUAUUCCCACUCUAAAUAUAACACAGUGUGUAAAAUCUUUGUCUCAUAGUGUUGUGGUGCUUUUUUUUUUUUGAAAAGUGUAUGUGACAUUUAAUUUUCUAAAAAGAAAAUAUAUUAAUUUAUAAUUUAAAGCUGAUUUUUAAUUUGUUCAGGUGAAUUUAUUAAGUGUAAUAAUAUUUUUUAAAUUGACAUAAAUUUGAUGAAUAUUAAGGAGGCAAUGUAUCCACUGGGUUUUGAAUGAAACUGAUCGGUACAUGGAAUUCGAUAUGUCUCGACAUUUAUACUCGGGGGACAAUACGUAUUGUAUGUAGUGUGAUUCGUGCCAGGUUACCACGAGUAUAGUCACCAGGAUUCCCAUGUGUCAUACUAACUGGUUCAACAAAUGAAAAAUAAAAAAAAAUAAAUAAAUCACCAACCAAGAGAGGGAGAGACAGAGGAUCAAAAAGAUGAAAAUUGUGGAAAAUCUCUUGAGACUUGAGAUGUGUUUGUAAUUUUAAAAAUCACUAACACACAAAGGGCUUAAUCAAAACAUAAAUAAUUAUAAUCAAAAUAGUGCGUUAAUUAUUAUAAUUUUAAAUAAACAAAAAAGUGAAAAUGUGCACUAGUUGGAUAUGUGUUUAGUAUAUGUAUAUUUGUGACAUGUUAUAAAGUGAAAAUGCAAAUUAAUUAUGGGUGUUAAAACAUUCUGCAGAUGGAUGUACAAAAGCUACUGUGAAUGACACCAAAAACAUAUUGUUAAUGUAUAUAUAAAUUAAAUAUACAAAAUUAUAUUCAUGAAAGAAAAAUAAUAAAAAUAAAAUGUGAAUCAUGGUCAACGUAGGUUGACUUGCAGAGAAAAUAUAUAAAAAGAAAAAAGCACCCUGUGGUAUAUUCAAAAAAAAAAAAAAGGUAAUAAUAAAAAGAAAAAAAAAAAAUAAGUUGUCACGUCGUAACCAGAAGCGAACAAUUAAUAGGUUCAAGAGCAAUCAAGUAAAUCUACAUGUUAGCAAUGUCAAUGCAAACUCGACACAGAAGGUACUUCAUUAUUCAAAAGUUGAUUUUAUAUAAAAUAAAUUACUUUUAAAAAAUCAAAAAAAAAAAUAAAGAUAAUUGUCACUCAUUGAAUUUUUUUUUCUACAAAUAAAAUACAUAUUAUUGUUAAUAAUGACAAAUAAAUAAUAAAAUUUUAUUUUUUAAAUUUAUAUAACAAAAAAGAGAUAAAUAAUAAUUCAAGUUUGUUGAAUUAUGAAAAUUCCGUGGUAUUUGAGUUUACAUAGACACUUGUGUAUUCACGAACCAGUUGAAAACGAAUACCUUGUGAGAAACAAAGACGAUAUAAAAUUGCUAGAAUACUGUAACAAGUGUGAGACAAUAGCCAACGUGAAAGAGUGUGUGUCCAGGGUUGAAAAAAAGCAGAGACAUUUGAAAAAGUAAAAGAAAAAAAUAGAUAUAUAAAAAGUUUAAAAAAAGGAGUAUACCAUCGUGUUUGAGAAGGGGUUGGUGUAUAAGGGAUGAAAAAGAGAGAGCAGGAAGGAAAAGCCGUGAAAAACAUGACGCCACGAAAGUACGUAACUUAUGGCCUCGCAUAAAUAACCUGGCUUGAGCUCAUACAACGCUUUGGGAUCGAUGCUGCUUUUCGGUACGUUCGCUUUUCGUAUAAGCCCCUAUUUAUCCCGAACAAGAGUGCAUAUAAUAUACGAUGAAAAGCCUGUGAAUAUAUAUUAAAAAAAUAAUAAUCAAAAAAUUAAUAAAUAAAACGCGAAGCGUCCUACCUACGUAAAAAAUCAAAAAAAAAAUAAUUCAAAAAUUGUCAUUAAAAAACAAAUAUAUAGAUUAAAAAAACAAUAAUAAAACAUUGUGAUAUAGAGUGAAAAUAAAUAGAAAAAAAAAAAAUAGAUUCAAGAAAAGUUUUAUAUAUAUAGUUGAAAAGGAGCCUAAAGUUUGUCGACAUGGGACUGUUGAUGUUGCUGGCUGCAACGGCCGUUCUCUUGGGUUACUGCCAGACGGAUGAAAAAGUGUCAUUAUUUGGAGCAAGCUACAUACAUUUUCCAGUACAAGAAGCCAAAGGCAGUACCGAUAUAAGUUUUAGAUUUCGAACACAUCUUGCCGAUGCAAUUCUCAUAUUGGCAGCUGGAAAAACUGACUAUUGUUUAAUAAAGCUCGAGGCUGGCAGACUAAAGGUACAUAUUAAUUUAGGUGCUGGUGAGAGUGAAAUUGCUGGACCAAAAGGAUUGACACUUAAUGAUUUAAAUUGGCAUGAAAUUAAUUUAACAAGAAGAGAAGCAAAUAUGACAUUGAAAAUUGAUGUUAUACAUACAACAAGAAUAUUAUUACCAGGAAGAUUUUUUGUUCUCAACAUAUUGUAUGGUGUCUAUAUUGGUGGAAGAGGUGAUUUCAACGAGCUAUUUUUAGGUCACACUGAAUAUAUGAGAGGUUGUAUGGCUGAUAUAUUGUACAAUGGUGCAAAUGUUAUUGAAUAUACUAAAUUGAGAAAAGUUAAUUCAGAAGCAACAUCAGUAACUUGGGGUUGUUCUGGUGAAUUUGAUGCAACUGAAAAAUCCGAAAUAAGUUUUAUUGAAGAAGGAGCAUUUAUAUCAAUACCAAAACAAAUUCCACGUUCUGGAUCAAGAUGGGAAUUUGAAUUAAAAACAAUAUCAGAAAGUGGUUUAUUAUUAUACAAUGCUGGACAAGCAUCACAUGCUGAUUACUUGGGUAUUGAAUUGAUUGACAGUAAAAUACGUUUAUUAAUGAAUAAAGGUAAUGGUGCAACUGAAAUAUUACAUAAAAUGUAUGUAUCUGAUGGUAAAUGGCACAAAAUUAUAAUUGAAUUUAAUCCAAAUUUUAUUGGUAUAACAAUUGAUGAAAAUAGUGAAAAAUUAAAUCUACCAUCUGGUGGUAAUCGUUAUCUUGAUUUAGCUGAUAUAUUAUAUAUUGGUGGUACUGAAUUAAAUAAACGUGCACGUGCUAUUGGUAAAGGUUUAAAAUCUGGUGAUCAUAGUUUUAUUGGUUGUAUUAAAAAUAUGUUACUUGAUAAUAAUGAAAUUGGUUUACCAAAUGUCAAGAUAAGCCAAGGUAUUGUUGUUGGUUGUAUAUGGACAUAUCCAUGUUAUAAUAUUAAACCAUGUAUUGAAACAUCAACAUGUACACAACUUGGUGUACAUUCAUUUCAAUGUAUUUGUGAUCAACCACAUUGUGUCAAGACCGGUUAUGUUGAACCAUCAAAUAUUAACGUUAGUCUUGCAUUAAAUCUUGAGAUUGUAGCAGUGAAAAGCAUUGUAGUGCCAGAAGGUGAACACACGUUGGUCACCACUAACAAUAUUGCAAUGGUACUGGACAUUGCCAAGUAUGGAAUGAACGAGAACGGGGUCAUUUUCACUAUGGUAGAACAGCCAAAACAUGGUAAAAUCACCUUGGAUUCAACCACAACUACCACAUCUUCAUUUACUCUACACGACAUUUACAGUAACAAGGUCCAGUAUAUUCAUGAUGGUAGUGAAAAUGAAGAAGAUUUUAUGAUAUUGGAGGUAAAGCUGACAGUUGAAAUUGGCUUCACGCUUCCUGAAUAUCUACAGAGUCGUCUGAGAUUUCCCCUCAGUGUCAACGUUACGCCGGUGAACGACCCGCCUAUUCUAGAAAUACCAACAACCAAAGUCCUCAGGCUUGCACAAGGAACGAGAAAAAUACUUAACAAAGAAUUGGUAUGGACUGUGGAUCCAGAUACAUCAAAUGACAUGUUGAUUUAUACUGUUUUACGUGCUGAUACUGAUGCUGGACAUGUUGAAAAACUCAAUCAUUCAUCAAGUAGAAUUGAAAAAUUUACACAAGCUGAACUUUCACAGGGUCUUAUAUCUUAUGUUCAUCAUGGAAGUGCAAAGCCAAAUGCAAUGCUGGGACUUCAGGUGAAUGAUGGAAAUGAAAAUAGUAAAAAAACAUUUUUACGAAUAACAGCAUAUCCAUUACAAAUAAAAUUAAAACACAAUACUGGUAUUGUUGUUGUUCAUCGUUCAUUUUCAUAUUUAACACCAUUUAAUUUAUCAUUUGCAACAAAUUCUGAUGAUACAAGUAUAUUAAUACUAUACACAAUAAUUGUACAACCACAAUAUGGCAUAUUAGAAGUUCUAAAUUCAUCAACAAACACAUGGUCAAGUGUUGAACAAUUUACAAAUCAUAAUAUUGAAUUAAAACAAAUUAAAUAUUUACAUACAAUUGGUAGUCCAACAAAUGAUAUAUUUAAAUUUCAAGCAUCAGUACGUGAACUUAAAACUCAACAAAUUUUUGAUUUUAAAAUAUCAUUUAUUGAUAUGGAACUUAAAGAAAUAAAUAAUAAAAAAAUUGAAUUUACAAAUACAAAUGAAAUAAUAAUAACAAAUGACAAUAUAAAAUAUCAAACAAAUCCAUUAUUAACAUCAACAAAUAUGAUUGAAUAUAAAAUGCUAAAUAAUCCAAAAUACGGUAUUAUUUAUAACAAAAAUAAAAUAUUGAAUAACAAUGAUAUAUUAACACAACAUGACAUUGACAAUGGAUCAAUAAAAUAUCGUUUAUACAAACGUGCAUAUUCAAAAAUUGAUGAUGAAAUUAAUUUUUUAAUAAAUGCACCACAAUGUCAAUCAUUAACAGCAACAUUAACAAUUGAAUAUUUAACUGGUAAAAAUACACGAGUAAUACUUGAUACAAUUGAAUCACUUGAAGUUGAUGAAGGCUCAAAAGUACCUUUAAAUAUUGCAAAAAUAAAUCCAAAAGAUUUUCAAGUUAAUGAUGUAAUUUAUAAUAUAACUGAAUUACCAAAACAUGGCUGGUUUAUUUUACAAUCAAAUAAUAAUAAAACAACAACAACAUUUACAUAUAAUGAAUUAAUGAAUAAAUCAAUAUAUUAUAUUCAUGAUGAUAGUGAAACAACAAAUGAUACAUUUAGCUAUGUUGGAAUAUCAAAUGAUAAUAGUAAUAAUGAUUUUAUGUAUGUUGGAAAAUUUAAUAUAACAAUUAAUUUAAAAAAUGAUAAUCCACCAAUUAGAUCAGGUAUAACAAUAUUUGAUGUUGUUAUUAAUGGUGAAAGAAUAAUAACAAAUAACGAACUUAAUUAUAUUGAUCAUGAUACUGGCACAAAUACAAAUGACAUAAUAUAUACUGUAUCACAUAUAACAAAUGGUAAUAUUUAUAAUAAUUUAAAUGAAAAAAUUGACAAAUUUACACAAAAAGAUAUUAAUGAACGUAAAAUUAUCUUCAAACAUAAUGGUGAUGUUAAUGGACAGUUUGAAUUUGAUAUUAGUGAUGGUCUGUUUAAACAUAAUGAUUUCUUAGAAAUACAUGCUAGUAAACCAUAUAUUAAAUUUCAUGAAAGUAAUGCAACAAUUGUACAAUUUAAUAAUACAGUUAUUCUAAAUAUAAAUGAUUUUAAUAUUGAUACAAAUAUUGAUAUUAAUUAUAAUGAUAUUAUAUAUAACAUAACAAGUCAACCAAAACAAGGAAAAAUAAUUAUGAAAAAUAAUAAUGAAUGUUAUACAUUUACACGUAAUGAUUUGUUAAAUAAAUUAAUAUUAUAUAAACAUUUAGGUGGUUCAUUAACAAAAGAUGAAUUUCGUAUUAGAAUAAAUAUAAAUGGUAUUUAUAGUGAAACACGUAUUAUGAUUAAAGUAUAUCCAAAAUGUUAUUGGGAAACAUUAAUUAUUAAAAAUAAUAAUAUAAUAUUUGUUGAAGAAGCAACAAGUGUACUUAUUAAUAAAAGAAGCUUAGAAAUAUUACAUCCAAAAAUAUCACCAACUGAAAUAACAUAUUUAAUACGUGAAUUACCAAAAAAUGGUUAUCUUGAAAUGCAAAAUAUUAAUGAUGGACAUAAUAUUAAUAAUAAUGAAGAAAUAAAAGAUGAUUAUGAAAUAAAUCAAAUACGUCAUUUUGAUCAAAGUGUUAUUAAUGAAGGACGUUUGUAUUAUGUACAAUCAGUUGCUAAUCAAACAAAUGAUAAUUUUAUAAUUGACGUUACAAAUGGUAUAACAUGGAUUCGUGGUAUUGUCAUUAAUUUUAUUAUAAUACCAGAUAAAUUAUAUAUUGAAAGUGAUAAUAUAAGUGUUAUUGAAGGUAAUAGUAUAUUAUUAAAUAGAAAAAAAUUUCAUGUUAUAACAACAUAUUACAAUGAUAAAUUAAGUGAUUAUAAAAUUAUUGAAAAACCAAAACAUGGUUAUAUUAUUGAUGUCAAUAAAAAUAAUAAUAAUAUUAAAAAAUUUACACAAAAACAAUUGGAUAAUAAUUGUAUUAUGUAUAAACAUAAUGGUGAUGAAUUUUUAUAUGAUUUCAUGAAAAUAAUUGCAAUUGCUGGUGAUAAAUCAAGUCAACCAAUUGAUAUAUGGAUAAAUAUACAACAAAUUAAUGAUGAGUUACCAGUUAUUAUUAAAAAUAAUAAUAUUAAAGUAUGGCAAGGUGGUAAUGUUGUAAUAACAAAUGAUAAUUUAUUAGCAAUUGAUAAUGAUACAUUGCCAAAUGAUUUGUUGUAUAAUAUUAGUAUUAUUAAAAAUGGUUAUUUAUCAUUAAAAAAAUUUCCAAGUAUUGAAAUAUAUAAUUUUACACAAAAACAAAUUAAUGAUUUAUCAAUUAUUUUUACUCAUACAAAUGGUACUGAUGCUGUUAUUUUUUUUACAUUGUAUGAUGGUAUACAUACAAUUACUGGAAAUAAUAUAACUAUUGAUACAAUACCAAUUAAAUUGAAAAUUAUUGAAAAUAAUUUACUUAAUAUAUUUCCAUUAACAAGAAAAAUUAUUGUUGAUAAAAUAUUAUUAACAACAUGUACGGAUAAUAGUAGAAAUGUAUUUUAUAUUAUACGUCGUUCACCAAAUCUUGGAAAGAUAAUUAUGGAAACUAAUGAGGGCACUUGGCAUGAAGUUGACAGAUUUACGCAGAAAGAUUUGAAUGAGAGUAAAGUUACUUAUGAACACACCAAGCAGUUUAUGGACUUGUCUACUAAUGAUUCAUUCGUAUUUGAUGUUGAAACAUAUUUUGCUGAAACUAUCAAGAAUCAGAUUUUCCGAAUAGAUGUGUCAGUAUCAAGUGGUGGACUUGGAAGAUAUAUUGUAUCAUCUCCAAUUCAUGUUGAGGAAGGUGGUUCAACUGAGAUAUCAAUGAAUAUUAGUGGUAUAAUUGGAUAUUUACGUACAAAAACAGGAAUUGAAAAUCCUUCAGUAAUAACAACAUUAACAAAUCAACCAAAACAUGGUCAUGUUAUGUUAAUGCCUGAUUUAAAUAUAACAAAAUUUUCACAAUCACAAAUUGAAGAUAAAAAAAUAGCCUAUUAUCAUGAUCAUUCAGAUAGUAUUGAUGAUCAUAUUGAUUUAUCAUUAUACCUAAUACCAGGUUAUAUUAUGUUAUGUAAUACAAGUAUACAAAUAAUAAUAUCACCAAUAAAUGAUCAACCAUUUAAACUUGUUACAAAAUCACCAUUUAUAACUGUUGUACAAAAUCAAAGUCAAACAAUAACAAGAAAUGAUUUAUUAACAAUUGAUCCAGAUACAACACCAGAUGAAUUAAUAUAUGAUAUGAUAUCUGGUACAACUGCUGGACAUUUAUUACUAUUAUCAAUUGAACAAAAUUCAUCAGAAGUACGACAAGUUAAUAAAUUUAGUCAACUUGAUGUUGAUUCAAAUAGAUUAAUAUAUGAACAUAGUGGUUCAUCACAAGCAGCAUCAUUUUAUUUUCGUGUAUCUGAUGGACGUUUUACACCAGUAUAUACACUAUUUAAUGUACAUGUUAUACCAAUUAAAUUAAAUGUAACAACACCCAGUUCAUUGACAUUACAACAAGGUAUUAAUAUGGCAAUAUUAACUGAAGAUAAUAUUAAACUUGAUACAAAUGCUAGACAAGAACAUGUUAUAUAUACAUUAACUAAAUUACCAAAAUAUGGUACAUUAUAUGUUAAAAAUUUAGAAGCAACAACAUUUAAACAUACUGAUUUAUUAUCAAAAAUUGUUGUUUAUGUACAAACUGAUAUGUCAUCAUCAAAUGAUAGUUUAAUUUUAUCAUCACGUAUUAGUGAUUAUAUUAUAAAUGAUAUUAAAAUUAUAAUUAAAGUUAUACCAUUAAUGUUAAUACGUCAAAUGACUGUAUUUUCUGGUGAAAAAAAUCAACUUAAUUUAAAAUAUAUGGAUGCAACACCACUAGCUGAAGCAACAAGCAGUAAUCCAAUAUAUUAUAUUACAACAAAAUCACGUUAUUGUAAAAUUAAACGUAUUUUACGUAAUUCUGGUGAAAAACGUAGUACACGUGAACGUGAAAUAUCACGUUUUUCACAUAGUGAAAUAAUAACUGGUGUUAUAUUUAUUGUAUGUAAACGUAUACCAAUAAAUGACAUUGAUGGUUUAAAUGAUAAUUUUGAAUUUAAUUUAUCUGGUUCAAUUUAUCAGCCAGCAAAUGGUAUAUUUAAUAUUAAAAUUAAAAUUGAUCCAGAUAUUAAUAAUAAUACAUUAGAAGGACCAAUGGAUCCAGUUGGUCAUGAAGGUGAAAUGUCAAUUGCUCCAAAUAUGUCACAAGAUUAUAUUAUAUUAUUAAGUAUGUUAUUUGGUUUAUUUAUAUUAAGUAUAUUAGUUGUUAUUACAAUUAAAUGUCGACGUAAAAAAUAUAAAAAUACAACAACAAAUAAUAAUAUAAAUAAUAAUAAUAAUAAUAUGUUAAAUAAACAAAAUGAAAUGACACCGACAAUUGGUGUUAUACCAUUACCAAGACCACCAGAUCAUUUAAUGCCAACAACACCACAUUUAAAAAGAUUUGUUAAUGAUCAUAUGGAUAUGACAUCAAGUACACCAUUACCAACACAUUCAACAAUGACAACAUCAACAUUACCACAAUGUAAAGUUAUACCAUUAAAUCAAAUUGAAAGUGUUGCUAGUUCAGAUGCUGAUGUAUCAGCAAGAUAUCCAUAUGGUGUUGCUGAUAAUGAUGAUUGGAGUAGUUUUGAUACUGCUGAUUUACCAUGUUCACAAAAUACUGUUAGACGAACAAAUCCAUUAUUAAGAAGAAAUCAAUAUUGGGUCUAGCAUACACCAUCAACAAUUGAAAUUAGACAAGAUUUUAAUCAAAUUCACUAUGAGCCUGGAUAAUGCUAAAUACCAAAUUACAUUUAUUUUUUUUAUUUACUCAUUAUUUUUCAAUUUUUAUUGUCAAAUGACUCAUGAGUAAAAUAAUAAUGAACAAAAAGACUGUAAUUUAAUUUUUCUUUUUUUAAUUCAUUCGCAAUUUUAUAUAUAUUUUUUAAUCAUUUUUUUUUUAAUGAUAAUCAAAGGAUGAAUUAUUGGAGGUAUAAAGUAUAUAUUUUCAAGUUAAUUUAAUAAUAAUUUUUAGAAUUUAAAAUCAAUCAAGUUAGAUUGGUCUAAUGAACUUUUAAUUUUAUAUAGAGAUGAUAUUUGCUAUUUUUAAUUUCGAUUAUUUCUAUAGAAUAAUACUUUUUUUUAAUAAAUAAAUUAUUAAAUUUUUGUUUUUUUAUAUUCCAUAAUGCUACAAUUAAAUAUUAUUAUGUUUUUUGUAAAAUAAAUUGUCUAUAAAUAAGAUAUGCAUAAAUAUCAAAAAAAUAAAUGAUAAAAAUCAAUUAAAAAAAAUUUUUAAAAAUAUGAUAAAUAAUUGUAAAAAUAAUUAAAAAUGGCUGUUUUAUAAUGCCAAAUAAUUAAAAUAUAUAAAUAAAUGAAUUAUAAUUUUUCAAUAUAUAUUAUUUAAUUACAUUUUUUUUAGAUAAGUUUAGUAUUAAUAUAAAAUUUAUUGCAUUUGUUGUAUAGAAAAGUAUAAUUAAUAUUGUCAAAACAUUUAAAAAUUAUAUGUGAAUUCAAGAUAAAAUAUAUGUUUAAAGAUGAAAAUUAAUUUUAUCUAAAAAGUAUGUUUGUAUGCAGAGAAUGUCAACUAAAUAAUAGAAAUUAAUUUAAUAAUAAAGGAUAAAAACAUACAUAUAUAAAUAUAUACGCGUGUUUUUUCAGUAUUAAAAAUAAAUUUUAAAAAAUAAAAACAAAAAAUAUAUAAAUUUAUGAAUGUUGAUUGGUAAAUGCGCCCAAAUUCGUUGGUUUUUACACUAAUAAAUAAUUAAUAUUAAUUAAAAAAAAAAAAA
Messenger RNA from Aphidius gifuensis, 10185 nucleotides. It is a transcript of the gene kon, whose product is annotated as chondroitin sulfate proteoglycan 4. The coding region runs from base 2066 to 9130 and encodes 2354 amino acids. The record is from RefSeq and is a predicted model, not a curated record. Lineage: Eukaryota; Metazoa; Arthropoda; Insecta; Hymenoptera; Braconidae. The transcript has 11 exons.